This is a messenger RNA of Bipolaris maydis ATCC 48331, 1539 nucleotides long. Its product is annotated as kinase-like domain-containing protein. Gene Ontology annotation, molecular function: protein serine/threonine kinase activity; ATP binding. The record is from RefSeq and is a predicted model, not a curated record. Gene Ontology annotation, biological process: protein phosphorylation. Lineage: Eukaryota; Fungi; Ascomycota; Dothideomycetes; Pleosporales; Pleosporaceae.
AUGGAGCCAGAUAUACCUCUAUAUCCUUGGACUGCAGCCGAUAGCGCCAGAGCACGAGCGGAAAAAAGAUUGCCAUUGAAUCCCUUCCCUCCCGACUAUGUGCCCAAGAUGGGCCAUCCUCCACUUGAAGACAACCCACUCAAUCAAGGUCACUCUAUUGAUGAGUUGUCAAAGAAUGAUAGACUAAAGACAGAAUGGCUGGCUGCACCAGGGCCCAUCGAGUUACAAGCUCAUGAAUGGAGAGGUGGAAGAUGUCUUGGGAAGGGAUCGGAUGGUAUUACAGGGUUACUACUAACACACAAUCAUGCUAACUGUAUUAAACAGCGUGUAGUAGUGAAGGAAGUCCGGCCUGAAAACAAUGGUUGGCGCGACCCCAUUGAAUGGAGAAACCAGCUACCUCGCGAAAUCAGUACCCAUCUGCAGAUUGAGGAAGCCCGCGAAGCAGUUAAUGGGGUAGGUUUCGAAAACAUUGUCCAAUGUUAUGGCUACCAUCUCGACGUUCAAAACUGUUACUACCGUCUAUACCUCGAAUACUGCCCAGGUAGAGACGUUCACAACUCCCUCCAAAAACACUUCAACGAUAUGGGGAAGCAUAAAUAUGGAAGUUCUGAAAGCUUUGAGUCGUCUCAGAAUAGCCAAGCAAUAGAAAAGAAGUCUCUUCUUCUUCUUACUGAGCGGUUUGUGGCAUGGUUGAUGCUCCAGCUGGUAAAGGCUUGCUAUGUUCUCCGCACGGGCUACCCUAUCGCACAGCACAACCAGGGAAUAAGACGAGGUUGGAAGCCAAUUACGCACUGCGAUAUCAAGUUGAAUAAUAUAUUUGUGAAGCCUCCAGAAUUUAGACCUGCAGAAGGCCAGCCAGAAGAUUAUCCCACUCUAGUUAUUGGAGACUUUGGCCGAUCUUUUACGAAUAUGGACCCAAGCCAUUCUCUUACUGGCGACAAUCUGCCAGAUGGGCCCAUAUCCAUCAGUAGAAAUCGUGAUAAUCCUCAUGCGUACCAACAGAACGUUAUAUAUGACGAAAAUGGAACCCCGAUUCCUUUAUCAGAAUGGACUGAUGUAUGGCAAAUUGGCCAUAUGGGAUACAAUCUUAUUAUGAAUGGUACUGAAGACCAACAUGGCCCUCUCCGUCUAGUACCUAGGGAUGAAGACGAUGAUGGCGAUGAUGACGACGAUAACGAUAAAAAUAUUGGUUACUUUGCCGACAAAAGAAACCCAGGCCCUACAAACACUGAUACCUCCCAACCUUUUGACGAUGCUCGUCAGUUCCCAACAUGCGUAAACUAUUCAGCAGGACUAAAUAAUCUCAUCGCAAACUGUUUGAACUGGGAUCCACAGCAGCGACCGACGCUGCUAGAUAUCUACAGGCGUGCAACCGAGCUUCUAUCUAAUUGUCCAGAUACUGUUGAGAGCAGAAGGGUUGAACCAUUUGUAAUACACCGAGAAGAUCAUUACAAACAGGGGGCUAAAUUCCCAGACGAGGAUGUGGACGAUAGUCAUGUGUUUUCGAAUAGUAGCCUCACUGCGAAGAAGCCCACUUAG